Messenger RNA from Microplitis mediator, 6704 nucleotides. RefSeq names its product dynamin (gene shi). Gene Ontology annotation, biological process: receptor-mediated endocytosis. Gene Ontology annotation, cellular component: cytoplasm; synapse; plasma membrane. NCBI's taxonomy places the organism in Eukaryota, Metazoa, Arthropoda, Insecta, Hymenoptera, Braconidae. The record is from RefSeq and is a predicted model, not a curated record. Gene Ontology annotation, molecular function: microtubule binding; GTPase activity; GTP binding. The coding region runs from base 366 to 2990 and encodes 874 amino acids. The transcript is spliced from 17 exons.
UCAUAAUAAAUAAGUGCUCUAAUACUAUUAUUAAAAUUAUUAAUAAUUAAAACAAAACAAAAAUGUGGUUAAAAAAAAUAAUAACAAUUUUAUUGAUAUGAACGAGGGAAAAAUAAAUAUAUAUAUGUAUAUAUAUAUAUUCGGCCAUUUUGCUAAUAUACAAGAUAGCGAACGAAUAGGAAGAGAGUUUUAGUUUAGUCGUUUUAUGAAGAGGUGGUGGCAGUAAAAUCUGUAAUUACAAGUGGAAGUGGACAAGCCCGAUUGUCGUCCACGAGAAGAGUGUCAUCAGGACGGAAAUAAUUAACGGCGUAAGCCGCGGUGAUACGUCUUCUCCACGCUGACGAUAUACAUAUAAAUAAAUUAAAAUGGCUGGUAACAUGGGUAUGGAACAAUUGAUUCCAAUUGUUAAUAAGCUCCAAGAUGCUUUUACUCAACUUGGAGUAUCUAUGCAAUUGGAUCUUCCCCAAAUUGCGGUUGUCGGUGGUCAAAGUGCGGGAAAGAGUUCAGUACUGGAAAAUUUUGUUGGAAAAGACUUCCUGCCACGAGGAUCAGGCAUUGUAACAAGAAGACCACUCAUUUUACAACUCAUCAACAGCACUACUGAAUAUGCCGAAUUUUUACACUGCAAAGGCAAAAAAUUUGUGGAUUUUGAUGAAGUUCGUAAAGAAAUUGAAGCAGAAACUGAUCGAGUUACAGGAAGUAAUAAAGGAAUAUCAAAUGUACCAAUUAACUUGAGAGUAUAUUCACCCAAUGUAUUGAAUUUGACUUUGAUUGAUUUACCGGGUCUUACAAAAGUGCCAAUUGGUGAUCAACCAGCUGAUAUUGAAAAUCAAAUUAAAGGAAUGAUAUUUCAAUUUAUAAAAAAAGAAAAUUGUCUUAUAUUAGCAGUUACACCAGCAAAUACUGAUUUAGCUAACAGUGAUGCUUUAAAGCUUGCCAAAGAAGUUGAUAUUCAAGGUGUUAGAACAAUUGGUGUUAUUACUAAGCUGGAUCUUAUGGACGAAGGUACAGAUGCACGAGAUAUUUUGGAAAAUAAAUUAUUACCGUUACGACGAGGAUACAUUGGUGUUGUUAAUCGAAGUCAGAAAGAUAUUGAUGGAAGAAAAGAUAUUAAAAAUGCAUUGGCAGCUGAAAGGAAAUUUUUCCUUAGUCACCCGUCCUAUCGACAUUUGGCAGACAGAUUGGGAACACCAUAUUUACAACGUGUCCUUAAUCAACAAUUGACUAAUCAUAUUCGAGAUACUUUACCUGCAUUACGUGAUAGAUUACAAAAGCAACAGUUGGCAUUGGAGAAAGAUGUUGAACAAUAUAAACAUUUUAGGCCCGAUGAUCCUGCUAUUAAAACAAAAGCUAUGUUACAGAUGAUUCAACAACUGCAAUCAGAUUUUGAGAGAACUAUUGAAGGUUCUGGAUCCGCUCAAAUAAAUACAAUGGAAUUGAGUGGUGGUGCUAAAAUAAAUCGAUUAUUUCAUGAAAGAUUUCCUUUUGAAAUUGUUAAAAUGGAAUUCGAUGAAAAAGAACUGCGUAGAGAGAUUGCAUUUGCAAUCAGAAACAUUCAUGGUAUUAGAGUGGGACUUUUCACUCCUGAUAUGGCUUUCGAAGCAAUUGUAAAGAAACAAAUAAAUAGGUUAAAAGAGCCAAGUUUAAAGUGUGUUGACCUAGUCGUGCAAGAACUUAGUAAUGUUGUGCGCAUUUGUACAGAUAGGAUGUCACGUUAUCCUAGAUUAAGAGAAGAAACUGAGCGAAUAAUUACAACUUAUGUUAGACAACGAGAGCAGCUUUGUAAAGAGCAACUUAUUCUUCUUGUUGAUUGCGAGUUGGCUUACAUGAAUACUAAUCAUGAAGAUUUCAUCGGUUUUGCCAACGCGGCCGCCAGUAUUUAUAAUUCAAGCGCACAACAAUCUUCUGAAAAUGCUGUUAAAGCUGGACGUCAUACACUUGGCAAUCAAGUUAUUCGUAAAGGAUACAUGUGUAUUCAUAAUUUAGGUAUUAUGAAAGGUGGUUCAAGAGAUUACUGGUUUGUUUUGACAUCUGAAAGUAUUUCUUGGUUCAAAGAUGAAGAGGAACGUGAAAAAAAAUACAUGUUGCCAUUGGAUGGAUUAAAACUUCGUGAUCUUGAACAAGGAUUUAUGUCACGACGUCAUUUAUUCGCGCUAUUUAACCCCGAAGGUCGCAAUGUUUACAAAGAUUAUAAACAACUUGAGCUUAGUUGUGAAACUCAAGACGAUGUUGAUUCUUGGAAAGCAUCCUUUUUACGGGCUGGUGUCUAUCCUGAGAAAUCAACUGAACAGGCUAAUGGCGAUGGCGAGGAAGGAUAUGAGGGUGGUAGUGAAGGUCAAUCUUCAAUGGAUCCUCAAUUGGAACGUCAAGUUGAAACGAUAAGAAACUUGGUCGACUCAUACAUGAAAAUAGUUACAAAAACUACUCGUGAUCUUGUUCCAAAAACAAUAAUGCAUUUAAUAAUCAAUAACGCCAAGGAUUUUAUAAAUGGAGAAUUAUUAGCUCAUCUAUAUGCCAGUGGUGAUCAGUCUUCUAUGAUGGAAGAGUCACCAGAAGAAGCUCAGAAACGAGAAGAAAUGUUGAGAAUGUAUCAUGCAUGCAAAGAAGCUUUACGUAUAAUUGGAGAUGUAUCAAUGGCAACAGUAACAACACCUGUGCCACCACCAGUGAAAAAUGAUUGGCUUGCAUCGGGUGAAAAUCCAAGAUUAUCACCACCAUCACCAGGAGGACCUAGACGGGGUGUAACUCAACCUCCACCACCAGCUAGUUCACGAGCACCUCCACCAGUACCAGCAGGUGGUCGACCGGCUCCAGCUAUUCCCAACCGGCCUGGACCUGGUGGCCCACCACCAUCACGUGGAACACCUGGGCUUCCACCUCCACUAAUUCCAUCUCGAGGAGGUAUCCAACAAAGAGUGACUCAAGCCGCGACACAAGCUGCUGCUAAUGCCGCUGUGAACGAGCUGAUGGAUGCAUUCAGGAUCAAGUAAAUAAACGCAAUACGAUGGCUUUUAAUAUAAUUAAUAAAUGAUUUAAAAUUUUAAUCGAAAAAUAUAAAUGAACAUAAUUAAAAUUUUCACUUGUCGUAAUAGACAUGUUCUGCAAAUUCUAAUUUACAUUUACGUAUUACGGUAGACUAUUCAGAGGGACUAUUGAGAAUGCACUAAUACUUUAUUUUUAUUUAUUUAUUUCAUUUUUUAUUUUUUUUAAUUUUCUGUUCUUGAAAAUAUAACAAGUUUGCAAAUAACUGCUAUUUCUAUUUGCAUGUCUACAAAUUUAAUAAAUGGAGUAGGCUUCUUUUUUAAUUUCGUUACUACAACUAUAAAUAGCAUUACAUUUUCACAAAAACAUAAUUAUUUAAAUUUAUUUAUUUAGUUAAUGUCCUGAAAAGUCUACCAGAUAGAUAAACUUUAGUAUUAUUAUCGUGUUUUAAAUAAUAUUUACACUAAUUGUGUUAAAUAAUUCCAUAAGCAUUUAUUACAGUGUUAUUAAAACACAGAUUAAAAGGAUGUAUAAAUUAUUAGAAACAAUAAAAAUUUAUUGUAAAGAAAAAAAAAAAAUAAAGCUGUCAUGCUGUUAGACUUUCAUGCUAUAAUAUACAUAAAUAUAUAAAUUGUUCAAGUACAUUACUAGAAAAAAGUGUUGAGAUAAACACUGAGAGCUACUAUACGCGUUAAUCGGAAUUUUAUAAUAUUUUUUUUUAUCAAUCGUUAUUUUUUUUACAAUCAUGUUCUAUUAUUUAUACACAAAUUUAUUCCCAUAUUGAUGCAUUAAUAUUGGCAUUGAUUCAUCAAUAGUUUAUUUAAACAAAGUAAAAUAAAAUGUUAUUAAAAUAUAUAAUACAUAAAAAUAAUGUUGCAUUUGAAAUAUUUAAAUAUAUUUUAACUAAUUGUAUAUGGACAUAUAUAUGAAUAGUUAAUGUUAAAUUAAAUCAAUAAACUUCAUUAAAAAUAUUUUUAAAUAAAAUUAAACAUUAAAUAAUUAAUUAUUUUAUUAAUUCAUAUAGAAUUUUUUUUGCUGGGCCUAAUAUGUUUUUUUUUUAAAUCCAUUUAAAUGUACAUAAAUUUCCGAUUACGCAUCAAUGAAUAUUAUAAAGAAAAAAAAACAGAUAUAAUUUAUUUUCUGAUGGAAAAUGAUAAUAAUAAAAAAAAAAAAAAAAAAGAGAAAAAAAAAUAAAUGAGUGAAAUGUUUCACUUUAAUCAGAAAUAAAUUAUUGUAAUGUUAUUGUACAGUGAAAAUUAGUACAUCUAUUCCAUAUAUUCCAUGCACUGGUAUACCUGAGUUGAUUAGAUCGAAUAGGAGAAAAAGACAUUUAAUAAAAUAAAUAAUUACAUUGCAAAGCUAUAAUUAUAACGAUAAUUGUUGUUGCAAAUUUAUGAUUACAUUGUCAUGUCCCACGUUUGCUAGCUAAUAGUGUGCGUUGAUAUUAGUUUUUAAAUUUUGACAUUACGAUAUAUUAUUUUAUAAAUAAUAAUAAUUAAAAAUGUCUAAGUAAUUUGUAGGUACUAAUUUUUAGUAUGGGGCAUAAAAAAAGCAUAUCAAGUAGCUAAUUUUAUGUGUAUACUAAUGCACUUUUUAUUUAUUUUUUUUUUUAUUUUAGUUAAUAUUUAACAACGAAAAUCAUUUUACUUUAUUGAACAGGAGGUUAUACUGAAUUUAAUUAAUUAAUUAUUUAUAAAUAAAAAUGUAAAAAUUUAGUAUCAUUAUUAUCUGAUAAACAUUAGCAAUAAUAAAAGUAUUAAUUAUGAUUAAAAAAAACACUUAUUGAUUAAUUUAUCAAAUUAAAUCAUAUCUUUUUUAAAUGAUAUCAAGUAAUACAUCAAAGUAUUUAUUUUAUUUUAAUUUACAAUAAUAUUUUUAAUUUAGUAGUAUUUUUUUUUUAACACUAUAAAUUUUUAGCUAAAAUAAGCUGUGAUAUUUAUUUUCGACUUGUCGUUAAUUUAUUUGAUCAUAUUUCAUAUGUAAUAAUAAAUAAAUAAAAAAUUUCAGUUUAACUUCCAGUAAAAAAAUAAUAAAACUAUGUUCAAUAAAUAUAGCUAUUACUUUAUCGUUAUAGUUUUUUUUGUUGAAUUUAAUUUUAUAAAUGGUGACACUGACAAGUCAAUUAAUCGAAUAUGAAUUUAAUAAAUUUAAUGUUUGAAUAAAUAAUAAAACUUUAUGAUAUACAUACACUUGCCUACUUUACAUACAAUAAAAUAAAAAAAUUAAUAAAUAUAAAAUAUGCGGUUGAAAUUUUAUGAGGCUGCAAACCCAAUUAAUAUAUUACUGUAAUAGCUUCGCUAUCAUUGAAAUAUAAUGCACUGAAUUUAUCACUUGCUUGAAUAACUAUGUAAACAUAAUUAACAUAAGAAAAGAAAAAAAAAUUAUUAAAAUAUGUUUAAAGUCUAGUAGGUCUAUUAAAUUCAAGAUUUAUAUAGUAGGUAUAUAAAUUUAUACGUAUUAAAGUGAUCGUAAAAAUUAAAUUGUUUUCAGGUACCCUCUAAAAAGUUUCUUUGUUGCAUAAAAAUAUAGGGGAUUUUUUUUUUAAUUUAUAAUAAAUAAAAAAAACGCGUCACAAAAAAAUCAAAUUUUAUUUUUACAUGAAUCCGCAGUUUUUUGAAAAUAUCUCACAAAAUAUCCGUAUUUAACAAAAAUCUUAUAUAAAUGGUUUUAUAGGAAAUUCAAUUUUCUACUAAAAAUAUCCUAUCAAUUUUUUUUUUAAAUGUAUAUCCUUAAAGGUAUUCCAAAAACAUGAGUGAGAUAUUGCUGUUAAUUAUUAAGAAAAUAAUUUUAUUUAUUAAUUACUUUUGUACAUGUAUUUAUCAAAAAAAAAAAAAUUAUUAAAAAUUUCCAUCAUUAUUUUCAAAAUAGUUCUAAAAAUUUAUCGUCAACGUUAUCUGAGGGUGGCUUUAAGCUAUAUUUUAUAAGAUUUUGAUCAAUUAUUUUAAAACUUUCCUGUAAGUGGCACUGAUUUACAAUUUUUUGAAUUACCGUGACACCUCAAAAUAUGGGGAUAAAGUUUUUUUUUUUAAACUUUGUUUUUCCAUUCUGUCAUAAUAAACUACAGGAAAAUUACUCGAAAUGAAAUAUUUUGGAAAUAAUUUCGUAAAAAAAUUCAUGACAAUUAUUAAUGAUUUAUCAGAGAUAAAGUUUAUAGGAUUUUAUUGACUAUAUUUUUUUGUCUUGGAUAUUAAGACUUGUUAUCUAUAAAAUGUACCACCCUAAUAUAUAUCUGUAUAUAUAUUAUAUAAUGGUAUAUAUAAAUCUUGAAUUUAAUAAAAUUUUCCAAAAUUGAAUGACUAGAUCUAAAAAAAAUAUUGUAGAAGAUAAUAUUAACAGUUGAAUAAAAAAUUAGUAAUUCAAGAGUAUAUAUAUAUAUAUAUAUAUAUAUAUAUAUAUAAACAUGUAUGUAUAUAUAUAUUAUAGUGAUGAAAAAAUAGAUUGUUGAUGUAAAGGAAUAAAUUAAAAAAAAAUUACUCGUUUGAUUUUUUUUUUUUUUAAGUUUUAAAAAACAUUUCAAAAUGUUUUUUUCUGAAAAUAAUGUAUUUACUCAUCGAUAAUGAAACACGCUUAGUAAUUUAUGGCAAUGAAAACAAAAAAAAAUAACUAUUUCAAGCGAUAUAAACGCUUUCAUUUGAUAGCCUUACAUUCCAUGCACUGCGGAAGUUAUUUAAAUGUAAUCCAUCAUUUAUUAAAUCGAUUAUAAAAACACGCGAAAUAAAAAA